CGCCUCCCGGCGACGGCGGCUCCUCCUCGAGCGCUCGUCCAUGUGCUGGGACAAGGGGUCGUGAAUUUGAGCGGGGAUGGAUGCUGCUGAAGUUUCAGAUGGGGUCAUGAACUUGGAGAAGAUGUACACAAGGAGAGAGAUAGCCAAUAGACUUGAAGGCCUAAUCCUCCCAAGUGUGUUGCACGAUUUGAACAUGAAGAGCCGAGGGUUGUACUAUGAUAUCCAGAGAAGUGGUCCUAUGGCAGCCGAAAUAUCAGGAACAACAAAAGAAUGUAAGACUUGGCGGUAUGCAGUUGACCAUGAGAAAAGAGAAUGUGGUUGUGGACAAUGGGAGGUUUCCGGAAAACCAUGCCCUCAUGCUAUAUACCUAAUUGGCAAAGUUAGACAACUAAAGACCGAUGACUUUGUGCAUGACUACUAUUCGGUUGAGAGGUUUAAGAUGGCUUAUCAAUUUCAGAUCAAUCCAAUGAAUGAUAGGUCUGGAUUGCCAAAGGUUGAUGUUGGUUUUGAGAUGAUUCCUCCACCACUACAAAGGGCUACUGGUAGGCCAAGGAAACAAAGAAUUAAGGCUAGUGGAGAGCCUGGAAAAAGAUGACCAUAUCAAUGCAAAAGGUGCUAUUAGUUUGGACAUAUAGAGAAGGGGUGCAAUGCUACUCAAGCUGAAUUAGAACAAGAGCUACCACCUCCUCGUCCAAAGAAAGCAAAAAAGUCAAGGAAAACUAAAUCGGAAGAUGUUGAAGCCUCCACAAUAGUUGUUGAACCCUCUCCAAUGCCUCAUUCAAGCCUAGGUGUAACAACUAGAAGGAUGGCUUCUCUUUCUCCAACUAGCCCAGGUGUAGCUACUAGAAGGAUGGCUGCAAUCUCACCAGGAGGAAUCAGUCGUAGGAUCAUCAUUGAGUAGAUAAAUUAGGUGUCUUAGGCUCUUAUUAUUAUGAACAAGGUGUAGUACUAAGGAUGGAUUUGUUAUGGCUUUUGCUGUGAACUCCGCUUUUGCCGUGAACUCCAUUUUGUAUUGGUACAUCUGCAAGUGUGCUAGCUUGUUAUGAAUUCUAAUAUGUACUGAAGUUGUGUUCUCUGU
Molecule: messenger RNA, 1078 nt
Organism: Lolium rigidum
Lineage: Eukaryota; Viridiplantae; Streptophyta; Magnoliopsida; Poales; Poaceae
Exons: 4
Molecular function (GO): zinc ion binding
Source: RefSeq, a predicted model, not a curated record